AUGCGCCACGUCCCAUUUGCGACUCUAUUUAUCGUCAUUAUCAAUGUGCAGCUGACGUUCGAACAGUUGAAUAUCAGGAAAAUCCAAACCACUGACAACACUCGCCGCCAGCAGCAACGGAACCGAAAGUCUGAGAAUUUCGACCAGUACUCUCACUUUACAGACACGGGAGAGGUCAAUGAUCAACUCAAAUACUAUACUCAUAGUUUCGAGCAGAAGGUUCGAGAAGCCGUCCGCGAUGAGGAGUACAUGCUGAAGAAUCUGUGGUACGAUUCGGAUUAUGUGAUUCAUGACUUGUGUGAACCACACAAGUCGGGUGGACAAACGGGCGAGCUGAUAUGGUCGGAAUCAGGCGACCGUCUAUUAAAAGUGAUUGGGAACGGGGUAGUCGAAGACGGGUAUAAUAUGUUCAUGGCACCGGGACAGUCGCAAGGGAAACGAACGGAUGUACACGUGGCGGUGUACAUUGAGUCGAUGUCGUCUUUCAAGGCACAAUCUAUGGAUUUCGAGGUGGAUAUGUAUUUGGCGAUGGGAUGGUUUGAUAGGCGGUUGGCACAUAAUUGUACACAUCCGAUAUUGGUGACUAGUAAGCUAAUCGCCGAACGAAUGUGGUACCCGGACCUCUACUUCGUCAACUCCAAAUACGCCUAUCUCCAAGAAGUGACCACUCCAAACCUGAUGGUCAUUGUCUAUCCGGACGGGCUCAUCUUCAAAACGAUGCGUCUCGACGUAACACUCUCGUGUAUGAUGGACUUGAAACUAUUCCCACUGGACUAUCAGGAGUGUCCGUUGACCAUUCAGAGUUUUGCCUACAUCGAGCAAAUCGUCAACUUGACUUGGCGAGACGAUCCGCCAAACUUUCCCAUCGGAUUCAACCCGGACAUCAAACUAAACGAUAUGCAAAUCACCAACAAACGAUUCAUCAAAUGCGCAGGACCGUACCCGAUGUUCCGUGGAGAGGCUCGAUGGAGUUGUAUUCAGGGAUUUAUAGUUAUGAAGCGGCUAGUCUUAUUUCAUAUUAUUCAAACCUAUAUUCCUACAGGAAUGCUCGUGUCAAUAUCAUGGAUGUCAUUCUGGUUGGAUCCGCGUGCGAGUCCCGCCCGUAUCUCUCUAACCAUCACCUCAUUACUCACUUUGACGACGAUGAGCAACGGAGCCCGUCAGGAUUUACCGCAAGUCUCCUAUAUCAAGGCUCUCGAUAUUUGGUUGACUUUCUCGCAGGCGUUGAUUUUUUUGGUGUUGUUGGAGUACUCGUUUGUGUCGUAUUAUAUGACGAAACGGACGACGAAUUGUUCGCAUCGAAGUCUGUUUUAUGAGGAGAGGGUUCAGGAGUGCAAGCGGGAGGAGAAGGCUCGAAAAUCCAUAGUCAAUAACAACAAGGCUGCAACCACGAACAAUACAGAGGGAUCUGACUUGAAUCGAAAUAAAAAAUCGCAACAAUUCUCGCUGACUCACGGAAUCUCCGCGUGCCUUAGUGAAUCAUCGGCGUUGAUGUCAGUCACCCCAGUGCCGGGUCGUCUCUUCACCAAAUUCGACACGAACAAGCCGUGUGCGAGGUGUUCGGAGAAGAACGAACGGAUAGCAGUCAAGAUUGAUGAAUAUAGCCGCUGGCUGUUUCCUACUGUCUUCACAAUAUUCUGUGUUUCCUACUGGCUCUACUUCACUUGGCGAUCAUCUGCUUCAGAGGGAUAA
Messenger RNA from Caenorhabditis remanei, 1692 nucleotides. RefSeq lists its product as uncharacterized. The transcript is spliced from 8 exons. Gene Ontology annotation, cellular component: synapse; membrane; neuron projection. NCBI's taxonomy places the organism in Eukaryota, Metazoa, Nematoda, Chromadorea, Rhabditida, Rhabditidae. The coding region runs from base 1 to 1692 and encodes 563 amino acids. The record is from RefSeq and is a predicted model, not a curated record. Gene Ontology annotation, biological process: signal transduction; nervous system process; chloride transmembrane transport. Gene Ontology annotation, molecular function: neurotransmitter receptor activity; chloride channel activity; extracellular ligand-gated monoatomic ion channel activity.